Messenger RNA from Pelobates cultripes (western spadefoot toad), 9770 nucleotides. The record is from the annotation of a GenBank genome assembly. Lineage: Eukaryota; Metazoa; Chordata; Amphibia; Anura; Pelobatidae.
AUGAGUUACGGUUCGGAUCAUUACCUCUCCUCCUCAUACAGGAAGAUCUUUGGAGACACACCCAAGGUUUCAUCUUCUCGCCUGGGAAGUGGCUUCUCCUCUAGAACUACAACAGGGAGUGCUUAUAGGUCCCAGUCCCAGUCUCGCAGCAAUGUCUCCUCUGGGUCAUCUUACAGAAGGUCCAACAGAGGGCUUGGGUAUGGUUCACCUGGAGAACACCUAGAUCUGACCCAAACCUCAGCACAGAACAGUGAGUUUAAAAUCAUCCGCACCAAUGAGAAGGAACAGCUCCAGGGGCUCAAUGACCGGUUUGCCAUGUUCAUCGAGAAGGUCCAUAACUUGGAACAGCAGAACUUGGUGCUGGAGACAGAGCUCUCAGCCUACAGACAGAGACAGUCUGAGCCCUCCAGGCUGGGAGAACUCUACCAGCAGGAGAUCAAAGACCUAAGAGCUGAGCUGGAAGACCUGACUAGUCAGAAGUCCCAAAUCAUCAUUGAGAGGGACAAUCUUGAAGAGGACUUUCAGAAGCUGAAAGGUAAAUAUGAAGAUGAGAUGAGAAUGAGAGAGGAGACAGAGUAUGCCCUUAAAGCCCACAAGAAAGAUGUGGAUGAUGCCACCUUGGCAAGACUGGACCUGGAGAAGAAGGUGGAAUCUCUACUGGAUGAGAUCUCUUUCUUGAGGAAGGUCCACGAAGAAGAAGUCACAGAGCUGAUGUCCAUUAUCCAAGCUUCCCAGGUGUCUGUGGAAAUGGAGAUGGCCAAACCAGACCUCACCUCAGCUUUGAAGGACAUCAGGUCCCAGUACGAGUCACUGGCUGCCAAGAACCUGCAGUCUGCCGAUGAGUGGUACAAGUCGAAGUAUGCCAACCUCUCCGAGCAGGCUUCUCGCAGCAGCGAAGUCAUUAGAGCCAACAGGGAGGAGAUGAAUGACUACAGGAGACAACUCCAGUCCAGGACCAUAGAAAUAGAGAGCCUGAGGAGCACCAAUGAGUCCCUGGAAAGGCAGCUCCAGGAGAUGGAAGACAGGCAUAUAUCAGAGAUCUCUGGACUGCAGGUAAAUCUUUCAAAUUCCCUGUAUUAUACCAGCAGCUAAACAGUACAUACCUGUAUCACCUACCAUGUAUCAGGCUAGUAACAUCAACUGAAUCACUAGAUGUAUCUUUAACCCUGUGUGUUAUAUUACGUCUCUCUUUAACCCUGUGUGUUAUAUUAUGUCUCUCUUUAACCCUGUGUGUUAUAUAAUUAGAUAUUUCUCUCUUUAACCCUGUGUGUCACAUUCUCUCCAUAAAUGAUAUAAUAAGAAGAUAGUUCUUUCUGUAACACAAAGUACCAGCUAUUCUCCAUAAAUGAUAUAACUAGGUACGUAACUCCAUGUAUCAAUAAUGGAUAUCGAUAGGUUAGGUACCGUAUUUGAUAUAGUGAUAGAAACAGUUAUUUUCCCCUGCUUCUGUCUGAAUGCAAUGCGUGCUGCAGCCGCUGUCCUUGGUGCUGAAAGCAGUUUGCCUCCUUCUCCUAUAGAAUUGGACUAGAAUUCCUGGGAUUACUGAUCUCUUCAUGCCUGCACUUAUUUAAUAGACAAAAGAGGAAAGUAUCCGAUCCCCCAGUAUCACAGAGUAUCAGAACAUUUCACCCAGUAUCACAGAGUAUCACACCAUUUCACCCAGUAUCACAGAGUAUCAGAACAUUUCACCCAGUAUUACAGAAUAUUAGAUUAUACCCCCAGUAUUACAGAGUAUUAGAAUACCCCUCACCCCCCAGUAUCACAGAGUAUUAGAAUAUGCCCACAGUAUCACAGAGUAUUAGAAUAUCCCCACCCCCAGUAUCACAUAGUAUUGGAAUAUCCCCCAAUAUCACAGAGAAUUAGAAUAUGCCCCCAGUAACACAAAUAAUUAGAAUACCCCCACCAGUAACACAGAGUAUUAGAUUAUGCCCAGCAGUAUCACAGAGUAUUAUAUUAUCCUCCCAGUAUCACAGAGUAUUAGAAUAAACCCCCAGUAUCACAGAGUAUUAUAUUAUCCCCCCAGUAUCACAGAGUAUUAGAAUAAACCCCCAGUAUCAAAGAGUAUGAGAAUAUCCCCCCAGUAUCACAGAGUAUUAGAAUAAACCCCCAGUAUCACAGAGUAUGAGAAUAUCCCCCAGUAUCACAGAGUAUUAGAAUAAACCCCCAGUAUCACAGAGUAUGAGAAUAUCCCCCAGUAUCACAGAGUAUUAGAAUAUCCCCCCAGUAUCAUAGAGUAUGAUAUUAUCCCCCAGUAUCACAGAGUAUUAUAUUAUCCCCCAGUAUCACAGAGUAUUAUAUUAUCCCCCCAGUAUCACAGAGUAUUAGAAUAAACCCCCAGUAUCACAGAGUAUUAGAAUAUCCCCCCAGUAUCAUAGAGUAUGAUAUUAUCCCCCCAGUAACACAGAGUAUGAUAUUAUCCCCAGCAGUAUCACAGAGUAUUAGAAUAUCCCCCCAGUAUCACAUAGUAUGAGAAUAUCCCCCCAGUAAUACAGAGUAUUAGAAUACCCCUCCAGUAACACAGAGUAUUAGAAUAUCCCCCCAGUAUCACAGAGUAUUAUAUUAUCCCCCCAGUAUCACAUAGUAUGAGAAUAUCCCCCCAGUAAUACAGAGUAUUAGAAUACCCCUCCAGUAACACAGAUUAUUAGAAUAUUCCCCCUGUAUCACAGAGUAUUAUAUUAUCCCCCAGUAUCACAGAGUAUGAUAUUAUCCCCCCAGUAUCACAGAGUAUUAGAAUAAACCCGCAGUAUCACAGAGUAUGAGAAUAAACCCCCAGUAUCACAGAGUAUUAGAAUAAACCCCCAGUAUCACAGAGUAUUAGAAUAUCCCUGCAGUAUCACAGAGUAUGAGAAUAUCCCCCCAGUAUCACAGAGUAUGAUAUUAUCCCCCAGUAUCACAGAGUUUGAUAUUAUCCCCCCAGUAACACAGAGUAUGAUAUUAUCCACCAGUAUCACAGAGUAUGAUAUUAUCCCCCCCAGUAUCACAGAGUAUUAGAAUAUCCCCCCAGUAUCACAGAGUAUAUUAUCCCCCAGUAUCACAGAGUAUGAUAUUAUCCCCCCAGUAACACAGAGUAUGAUAUUAUCCCCCAGUAUCACAGAGUAUGAUAUUAUCCCCCCCAGUAUCACAGAGUAUUAGAAUAUCCCCCCAGUAUCACAGAGUAUGAUAUUAUCCCCCAUUAUCACAGAGUAUGAUAUUAUCCCCCCAGUAUCACAGAGUAUUAGAAUAUCCCCCCAGUAUCACACAGAGUAUGAUAUUAUCCCCAGUAUCACAGAGUAUUAUAUUAUCCCCCAGUAUCUCAGAGUAUGAUAUUAUCCCCAGUAAUACAUAGAGUAUUAUAUUAUCCCCCCAGUAUCAUAUAGUAUUAGAAUACCCCCCUCCCCCAGUAUAACAGAAUAGCAGAGACUAUCCCCUAGAGUAUUAGAAUGUCUCUGAAUGAACCUUCAAACUGUGUCAGAGUAUAUUACUAGGGGUGAGAUUAGUGUACAUAGUCUUUGUGUGUUAUGUACAUCUCUUUACAUUAGGAAAUAGUUUUAUAAUGUCUACAUGGGCGUUUCCUCAUGUGCAGAUAAAAGCCAUGCAUGCAGAGACUACACUGUGUUAAGUGAGUUACUUGGUAGGGUUUUUAUUUGGUGUAGCAAUUGUGACCAUAAUAAACCAUUUCAGUUACAUAAUAUAUUAUGUAUCACUGUGCUGUCAAGGCAGGUGCAGUCAUGGAAAUGAUGGAGGGGGAGGGGCAGAUAGGGAGUGGUACCUUGGUGGAACAAAGGCUCAUCAAAUUCUCAGCUUGAGAGAUAACUCCAGGAAGCAGUGACUUGACUUGAGCCAGCACUAUAAUCAAAUGUAAAACAGUGUAUAAGGGAUUUAAUUACUAAAAGUGUAAACUUUACUUUACGGCUCUCUUUUUCCUACAUGUUAAAUUUGACCUAUAAUUAUUUUCACGUUACCUUUACCUGUUGUACAGCGCUACAGAACAUGUUGCUGCUAUAUCAGUUAUAAUCAUAGGUUAAGAAAAUAACUGGAUUGGAUUUUUUUUCUUUUUUUUGCAAUUAACUCUUCCCACGUAAUUUGAACUUUUUGUCAAUUCGCUACUAUUUACUCUUUAUAGUCACCACUCCUUAAAGUGAGUUUAAUUAGUGAAUCUUAAACCUGUAUCAAUGCGUUUUGCAACUCAAGAUCUUGUUGGAAUUUUGGUAGUAAUCUUCAUGGGUCACUCUAGCACCAUAGCCACUACAAUUCAUUGUAGUGGUUGUGGUGCUAUAAUCUAUGGGUGCUCCCUUCUCUAUUUCGUAUUACCAUUUUAGAACAGUUUGUCAAAAAAACAGAUGGACGACAAUGACAGGCUGGGAGCAUUAUGGAAGGGUUAACUGUAUUGAAUCGGGUACUUAGAGUAUCCCAUGAGGUCUUGACCUUCAUAAAUAAGAAUUGUUCACGACUUUAUUUUGAGCUGCACACAGAUAAAUAAGACUUAUGGUAAAUCACCAGAAAUACAAAAUAAAGAUCUCAUUGUAUGCAUCUGUAGAACACCAGUUAAUUCUGUUGCCAAGAUUCUCUGAGUAAAGGUUACUUUAUAACAAAAGAUAGGCUAAUAUGGUCCAGGGCGGAUUUCCAUACAUUGUCUGACAUCACAGCAUCCUCGCGACGUCCAAUCAAAUGCUUCUCAUAGAGAAACAUUUGAUUGGAUUGUUAAACUGGCACAGAGCGCAUGAGCGCAUUCUGAGCCGAUAAGGGGAGGGAGUGGAGAAGAAGAGAGGGAGGGAACAUAAAAAAAAAUAAUGGUGGGUAUAGUGACAGGACACAAACGCUAACUAUCACAGGCGCUGCCCGCAAGGGAGAACUUCAUUACAUCAGCUUCAAGGCGACUGGAUUAAAUUUUUGCACAGAAUUGACAUUAGGCAGCCCAGAAUAGACUUCCUUGUGUUGGGGAUGUAACAUGCGCCUGGCACAAAAAGAUUUCUCUAAACAUAGAAACAUAGAAUGUGACGGCAGAUAAGAGCCAUUCAGCCCAUCUAGUCUGCCCAUUUUUCUAAAUACUUUCAUUAGUCCCUGGCCUUAUCUUAUCUGUUAACCUCUACCACUUCCGCUGGAAGGCUAUUCCAUGCAUCCACUACCCUCUCAGUAAAGUAAUACUUCCUGAUAUUAUUUUUAAACCUUUGUCCCACUAAUUUAAGACUUGAUGUGGUAGUUUUUCUUCUUUUAAAUAUAGUCUCCUCCUUUACUGUGUUGAUUCCCUUUAUGUAUUUAAAUGUUUCUAUCAUAACCCCCUUGUCUUGUUACAUUUCCUGUUAAGUUUUACCCUGCCGUAUUCUGUACGUGCAGGUUUCCCUGUACAGUACGUGCAAUGUUUCAAGCAGAUUGCUACCACCAUGACAACUUCAAUUCACUGUGGUUAUGGUGUUUGGAGUUACUCAUUAAACAUAAAAUUGAAAUGUAUACAGUUGAAAUCCAGUCUCCUUCUGAAAUGAAAAUGUGUAACUUUACUAAAAAUAAAAUAGAUUUUGAAAUAAACACAGAUAUAUUUCAAAAUACUAUGUUACAUCCUUAUUAAAACAAAUAAUAAAUUAAUAGAUUGUAGAUUAAAUGGGGUGGAUUACCAAUAUAAGCAAACACCUUAUGAGAUACAAUAUAUAAUUAGACAUUAUGAUAUAUAAUUAGACAUUAUGAUUUAAUGACAAUGAACUGUGGUGAAUGGAAACCUAGAUUGCAAAGUUCAAGUCCAAUUGACGAUGUUUCCCAUAAUACACUUCAAAACAGGGAUCAUUUUGCUAAACAGUGAGGGCCAACUUUAAGUCAAAUCAACAGAUUUAAAAAAAAAAAGUAUAUUAAUGCCUAACUAAACACAAUUGGACAUUGUUUUCUAAUGAGGCUAUUUUUAGCCUAUAAUUUUAAGCCCUCUGUUAAAGUUGCCGGCGUCAUAGAUUAACUUUAAACUUAUUGAUGCUUAAAGUUGAAUUUAAAAUGUCUUCUCCGUUACAGCAGCAAAAUACGAAACUGCAUUAAAGACGAUAAUAUAACUGCAUUAAACACGACACGAUAGCUGCAUUAAACACGACACAAUAACUGAAUUAAACACGACAAGAUAACUGCAUUAAACACGAUACGAUAACUGCAUUAAACACGAUACGAUAGCUGCAUUAAACGUGAUACGAUAAAUGCAUUAAACACGAUACGAUAGCUGCAUUAAACACGAUACGAUAAAUGCAAUAAACAUGAUACUAUAGCUGCAUUAAACACGAUACGAUAGCUGCAUUAAACGCGAUACGAUAAAUGCAAUAAACACGAUUGGAUAGCAGCAUUAAACACGAUACGAUCGCUGCAUUAAACGCGAUACGAUAAAUGCAAUAAACACGAUAGGAUAACAGCAUUAAAACACACUGGCAGUAUUAUAGUGCUGUUCCAUAUCACCGCUGGGUUAAGAGCCAUGGGAGUUGCUGAUUACAGCUUCUUGAAAGCUGCUCCCUCUAACCCUAACUAUCCCUAGCACCAUAAAACUAACCUUAUUCCCCUGAACUUAAUUUAACCUAGCCUCCCUCUUUAACAGUGUCUCUAUAUAAUGUAUUUAUCUAAUCAUUAUUAAUUGUUAAAGAAUUCUAAAGCAAUGUUAUCAUUUGAAAGUAACGGUUUCAACUACAGUGGUUUUAAUGUACAGUACACAUAAAAAAGUGACCCAUGAAUGCAUCUGAAUAUCCAUAAUGUCACAGACCCAUAAAUACCACAAUCUUACGGGGCCAGAGGUGUUAGGUGAAUCAGUAAAAAUUCAAAACACACUAUAUAUAAGAACAUGUAAGUCCUCUUAAAGGACCACUCUAACCACCAUAACCACUGCAACACACUUAUUUUGAUAAGGAUAGCAAAGUAGGGAAUUAUCUACUAAACAGCUGAAAUAUUAUUUACCAUUAAGAAAAAAGCUUAUCGUAAUUUUGAUCUCUUAGCAGUUUACUCCCUAAUUAGGUACUUUGUAAAUGUUUGGCUGCUGCCUUCAUUCAUUAGCCAUAGGGAAUAAUGGGAGUGUGAAUUUCGGAAAUUAACGACGUUUUUCUGACGAAUUUUCGUUCAACUGAAUCAAUAUGUCCUGAAUUUCAGACAAACGGAAAUUUGAAAACGAACAAAUCACAAUUCCCCAUGCACAUGUCUAAUAUGCUGCUUAUAGACUGUCAUCUGACAAUAUUAACGGAUGUUACCUCUGGCACAUUCUUGUUACAAUGUCCAAUCACUAACCAGUUAAAGAAUCUUUAUGAUUUUCCUCUAGGACACCAUCCAACAACUGGAAAAUGAUCUGAGGAACACAAAGGGUGAAAUGGCUCGUCACCUGCGUGAAUAUCAAGAUCUUCUCAACGUGAAAAUGGCGUUGGAUAUAGAGAUUGCUGCAUAUCGGUAACUUAUUACAGAUCCUAUUGUCACUUUUUAUGUCAAACUGUCAGAGUUAUUCUAAAGUGAGAAUUCAAAGAGAAUUUCAAAUUUAAGGCCAAAGUAGACAAGCUGGACACAUGGUUUAAUUAGAGAAUUAUUCCAGUUUGGAAAUUACUGUUGAAUUCUCACUUUAGAGAAUAACUAUGUUAUUAUAUUAUUUUCUAAUUAAAGCAGGUAUGUCUGUGUUUAAUAAAGUUGGAUAUCAGAUUCUGAAUGAAAUCUGUUUGUUUAAAGUUAGUUUUGGUUAUAGAUUCAAGAAGACAAUAACAAGCUGAGCACAGUAAAAUUCCAUCUUCCAUACCUCCCAAGUUUCCAUAUGUAUGAGGGACAGUCCCUAUAUCUUUGGUCUGUGAGACUGUAUAAAAGAACUCCACAGUAAUAGCAGUAAUGUGUCUUUAAACUACAAUAAAUAUGUUUAGAAAUCAGUCUGUGUAAACAGGAUACAUUGUUCUUGUUCUAAAUUACAUUUUCUCUUCAUAAAUUGUUAUUAGUAAAUUACAUACAUUUUUUUAAAACAGCCCCACUACUGGCCACACCCACAUUCACACCCCUAAAUUUAAAUGGUCCCUCAUUAUUCAUUUGAAACGUUGGGAGGUAUGAUCUUCAGUUUGGUGCCACCCCUUACCCAUUAGCCAUCACAGAUCCAAGGGGAUACGUUAGUGAUGCACAAUGAUUUUGAUGUGCAAAGUAUUGUAGAAAAUUGGGUUGACAUCAUCAAAGUCACAGGAUUAAAACUCUUAUGAGCCAUCGUAACAUAACUGCUUUAGAACUUGAGAACCCAGAUUGGAAUCCCGGUCAGACUACCAGUAAGUGUCCUUGGACAAGACACCUAAUUAUAUAUCUACCUACCUCAAGUCCUCAUAGAUUGUAAGCUCUUUUGAACAGGACCUUCUUCAUCUAUAGAUACCCCCUUUCUACGAUUGUAAAGUGAUGCGGAAUAUGUUGGCAAUAUAUACAUGCUAAUAAUCACUUACAAAGACAUAUGUAUGCUCAAAAAAAAUAAAAUCAGCAGUGAUGUAAGUGAUGAAGCAACACUGCGCCUAGCUGCCCGGAGUUAUCGUUUGUGUAUGUUAACAGAAUAUGUGAUGUACACCGAAACAUUAGCAUCUAGUAACACUAACAAGGAUAUUAACUAAAGUGAUUGUACACGUUUGUUGCCUGAAAUUAUGGCAAAAUAAAUGUUUUCCCUCCAUGAAUUUUCUCUUCUUGUCAUACACAUAUAAAUAGUGUAAUUCAAAAUAUACUUACCCAAAUAUCCCAUUUUAUUAUAAGCAAUGGGCCUUAAUUCUAGGGACUGCCCACACACAAAGGACAUGUUAAUCUAAGCACAAUGUAUGGGGCUGGUAGUAAGCGUCCCUGUUUUGCAGUGGUGACGUUUUGGGAUUCGUGCACUGAUAAUUUAUCAGUAAGAAUUUUGAGUUACAGAACUUUGAUCAACAGAUAAUGUUUGCAGCAUUACAAAACUGAACUUUGUCCUGUUUGUUGUGACAAAAGUCCCUUUAAACAUAGGGGGUUUGUUAACUAAGCUGGAUUUGUCGACAAAAGAAUUGUACAUUUUAGGUCAAUGUAUCUGAGCUGAAAAAUUGCUGAAUUGGAGAAUUUUUCCGAUUCUUCAAAACAUUCUACAGUUUAAUGAAUAAACCAUGUUGCAAGAAUUUUGGUGACAAUUGCAGAUCCUGGGCGAACACAUUACAGUGUCCCUUAAUGUUCCUUAACAGUAUCACUGGUUCCCCUCUGUCUCCUGCCUUUUCGCUUCAAGGGUCAAUGUUUCCAUUUGUUUCAGUGACUGCAAGGCGUGGUAUGGGCAUUUCUCAUGUGAGCACACAUCUCUCACAUUGUUGUGAUGGGUUCUCUAAUAUGCCUUUCAUCUAUCUGUGCCCAACAUUUUGGAUUCCAUGCAACAUUGAGAGAUAUGUAUGGCCCUCAGAUAGUAGGGUGUGGGGUGUAUGCCUCACACGCCCCUGCCUAGACCAAGCCUUGCACUUUGACAACAUCAUGUAAGUGUUUAUAAGGAAGAAUUUGGUCUUUUAAUUUUGAAAUAACUCUUCCUCUUUUCAUGUUCUUCUAGAAAGCUGCUGGAAGGUGAGGAGACGAGAUUUAGUACAACAGCGAUGAGCAUUACACCUCCAAACCCAAAUCCGUAUCCCAGCUAUUCUUAUCAAUCUCGAGUUCAUAGUUCUUCGUCCUCUAAAGUGAAACCAACCAUAACCUCCUUCAAGAAAGAGGAAACUGACGGAGCCUCUAAAGUGGUGUCGAAAACAUCUACUCAUACUGGAGAGACCUUUGAGGAAAUCAUUGAGGAAACUGUAUCAACCAAAAGAGUAGACAGGCCAGAUCAAAAUGAGGAGAUUAAUGGCAAGCCUUAG